AAAGAUGGCAGACUUGAAAACUUUGACCCGGCAAAACUGAUGAAGAGACUGGUCAACAUAAGUUUUCUGUUGAAUGGAGACUUUCUUAAUUUGAAGGAUAUAGUAGAUAAAGUUCAGAAUGGACUGACACGAAUAAUGAAAAGUGAAGAGCUUGAUAAACUAGUGGCUGAGAUUGCAGCUUCAAUGACCACCAAACAUCCCGACUACAACAUUUUGGCUGGAAGACUGGCCGUCAGCAAUUUGCAUAAGAAAACUAAAGACAAAUUUAGCGAAGUCAUAAAAGAUCUCCACAACUACACCAAUCCUCACUAUUUUCCUCCCUCUCUCACUACUUCUCACCUCCCUCUCAUCUCAACAUCUCUCUACGAAAUUGUGUUGUCAAAUUCUGAUCGGAUUGAUUCUCAAAUUGAUCAUAGCAACGAUUUCAAUUUUACAUAUUUCGGAUUCAAAACGAUGGAGAAAUCGUAUUUACUGAGAUUGAAUGAAAGGGUGGUGGAGAGGCCCCAGAUGAUGUUCAUGAGGGUGGCACUUGCCAUACAUGGGGGUGAUUUGGAGGGGGCUUUUGAGUCAUACAGAAUGCUGUCAGAUGGUUACUUCAUUCACGCCAGUCCGACGCUUUUCAAUGCUGGCACUCCGCGUGCAAAUCUUUGCAGUUGUUACUUGCAGCCUGUAAUAGAAGACAGUGUCCAUGGAAUUUUCAGCACCCUCAAAAGAUGUGCCCUCAUCUCGAGGGGGGCUUCAGGGCUCGGCCUGGCCGUUCACGACGUCAGAGCUGCCGGAAGUUACAUACAUGGGAUACACGGGAAAUCAAAUGGCCUGGUGCCAAUGUUGCGUCUCUUCAAUGAUACGGCAAGGUUCAUUUCUCAAGGGGGGAACAAGCGACCAGCCGCAUUCUCUAUUUACUUGGAACCCUGGCACAGUGACAUCAUAAACUUCUUGAACCUUCACAAAAACAGUGGGGUAGAAGAACAACGAGCACGUGACCUCUUCUACGGCCUCUGGAUACCUGACCUGUUUAUGGAGAGAGUGGAGAGGAAUGAGGAGUGGACCCUCUUCUCUCCCGAUGUUUGCCCAGGGCUCUCUAAAGUUUGGGGGGACCAGUUUAGGGAACUUUAUGAACAUUACGAGCGUUCAAAUGUAGGACGUGUAAGGAUGGCAGCACGCAAGUUGUGGGAGGAGAUAUGUACGGCGCAGGUUGAGACUGGCAUGCCGUACAUGAUGUACAAGGACGCCUGCAACCGGAAAAGCAACCAGCAGCAUCUCGGAACCAUCGUCACUAGCAAUCCAUGCGCCGAGAUCAUUCAAUACUGCGCACCUGAGGAGGUGGCCACAUGUAACGUCGCUUCUGUCGCUCUUAACAAAUUUGUGUCGCCAGAUGGCACGUCAUUCAACUUUACUGAAUUAGGAAAAGUUGUUGGAAUAUUGUUAAAGAACCUCGACAAAAUUAUUGACGUCAACCAUUACCCGCUCAAAGAAGCCCAGCUGGGCGCGAGGAGGCACCGUGCGUUGGCGUUGGGGGUUCAGGGGCUGGCCGAUGUCUUCCAGAUGAUGAAAAUGCCGUUUGGCAGCAAAGAAUCGAAAAAACUAAACAAAGAAAUUUUUGAAAGCAUUUAUUUUUACGCCCUGCAAACGAGUUGUGAGCUGGCGAAGAAAUUUGGACCCCACCCCUCCUUCCAUGGAUCACCAGCUAGCAGAGGGAUACUUCAGAUGGACAUGUGGGGUCUCCAGCAAUCAGAAGAUCGCCAUAAUUGGUCAGCUCUCAAACUUGACAUCAUAAAACACGGCCUUCGAAACAGUCAGCUGAUCGGUCUGAUGCCCACAAGUUCCACUUCCCAAAUUCUCGGAAAUUGUGAAUGCUUCGAACCUUACACCAACAACUUGUUUGCACGGAGGGUGUAUUCAGGAGAAUACCAGGUGAUAAACGCACACCUGGUUAAGGAUCUGAUCCGGUUGGGAGUGUGGGAUGAGAGGAUGAGGAUGCUCCUGAUGGCUAACAAUGGGUCUGUACAGAAAAUUAAGAAAAUUCCUCAAAACUUGAAAGCCAUCUAUCGAACAGUUUGGGAAAUAUCCCAGCGUGACGUCAUCGACAUGGCGGCUGACAGAAGUCCAUACGUUGAUCAGAGUCAGUCCAUGAACCUCUUCCUCCAGGAGCCUACAUACGAGAAACUAUGCAGCAUGCAUUUCUACGCAUGGAAGAAAGGAUUGAAGACAGGAUCGUACUAUUUGAGAAUGAGGCCGGCAGCCAAUGCAAUCCAAUUCACCGUUGACAAGACGAAACUAAGCAAAAAUGAUAACGACGACGACGAUGACGAUGAUGGUGACGUAAAUCAUGAUGAUGAUGAUUAUGUAAAUGAUGAUGAUGAUUAUGCAAAUGAUGAUGAUGAUUAUGCAAAUGAUGAUGAUGAUUAUGCAAAUGAUGAUGAUGAUUAUGCAAAUGAUGAUGACGACGAUGUUGGCGAUGGUGACAUUGUGACGAUGACGUAA
Helobdella robusta is the source of this 2484-nucleotide messenger RNA. RefSeq lists its product as hypothetical. Gene Ontology annotation, biological process: DNA replication; deoxyribonucleotide biosynthetic process. The record is from RefSeq and is a predicted model, not a curated record. Gene Ontology annotation, molecular function: ribonucleoside-diphosphate reductase activity, thioredoxin disulfide as acceptor; ATP binding. Lineage: Eukaryota; Metazoa; Annelida; Clitellata; Rhynchobdellida; Glossiphoniidae. The coding region runs from base 40 to 2484 and encodes 814 amino acids. The transcript has 16 exons. Gene Ontology annotation, cellular component: ribonucleoside-diphosphate reductase complex.